Tinamus guttatus (white-throated tinamou) is the source of this 819-nucleotide messenger RNA. NCBI's taxonomy places the organism in Eukaryota, Metazoa, Chordata, Aves, Tinamiformes, Tinamidae. The record is from RefSeq and is a predicted model, not a curated record.
AUGGGUCCCAAUGAGCUGCAGCCAGGCCAGUUACUGACAGGGUUUUCCACAAGUUUCUACUGUGGAGCAAGGUGCAAGGUCUCUGCUCUCACUUGGCUUCUUCCCCCUCCCCAGGAUGCGCCAACCUCAGAAGAGCUGGAGCAGUUUGCCAAGGACCUCAAGCACAAGCGCAUCAUGCUGGGCUUCACGCAGGCUGACGUGGGGCUGGCUCUCGGCACCCUCUAUGGGAAGAUGUUCAGCCAGACAACCAUCUGCCGCUUCGAAGCCCUCCAGCUCAGCUUCAAGAACAUGUGCAAGCUGAAGCCGCUGCUGCAGCGCUGGCUCAACGAGGCGGAGAACACGGACAACAUGCAGGAGUGCCGAGGCCUCUCUUUGAAUGCAGAGCAAGUGUUGGCUCAAGCCCGGAAGAGAAAACGCAGGACCAGCAUUGAGACCAACGUCAAGGGCACGCUGGAGAGCUUCUUCCGCAAGUGUGUGAAGCCCAGUCCCCAGGAGAUCUCCCAGAUCGCCGAGGAUCUCAACCUGGACAAAGACGUUGUCCGGGUCUGGUUCUGCAACCGGCGCCAGAAAGGCAAGCGGCUGCUGCUGCCCUUUGGCAACGAGGCGGAAGGGGUGAUGUAUGACAUGAACCAGUCGCUGGUGUCUGCCGGCCUGCCCGUCCCGGUGACGUCCCAGGGCUACAGCCUCGCUCCGUCCCCUCCGGUCUACAUGCCGCCCUUCCACAAGGCCGAGAUGUUCCCUCCAGCUCUGCAACCCGGGCUCUCCAUGAGUAACAGCAGCCACUGAACCAGGGGCUGCGGGGGCAGUUUGGGGGCCGGG